Messenger RNA from Fragaria vesca subsp. vesca, 3838 nucleotides. RefSeq names its product kinesin-4-like. Gene Ontology annotation, molecular function: microtubule binding; ATP binding; microtubule motor activity. The record is from RefSeq and is a predicted model, not a curated record. Gene Ontology annotation, biological process: microtubule-based movement. The coding region runs from base 253 to 3612 and encodes 1119 amino acids. NCBI's taxonomy places the organism in Eukaryota, Viridiplantae, Streptophyta, Magnoliopsida, Rosales, Rosaceae. The transcript has 22 exons.
ACUCUCCCUAUUUUCGAACCCUCACAGAUUUUCGGACAAAAAAAAAAACCGAAACUCCAUCCAAAAAUUUAAUUUAAAUAUUUAAUCUUGGUUGUUGAUAUUUUUGGUUAAAAAAACAGAUCGGUGCUGAAAAUUCCGGCAUUUGGUUAUCUUCUCCGGCAUUUAUAACCUCCGGAGGAAUUUCGAUUCCUCCGGCCAACCAACUCCGAACCGCGCUGCGUCUGUGAUAGGUGUGCUGAUUCAGAUUUUAUCAUGAGCAUCCAGUCAGAGUUACACAGAAAUGGAAACAGGGGAUCAGAGCUGCAAAAUGAUGAAAAUGGAGGGUCAGAAUCACAGAAAAAUGUAAUUGGGAGGUCCGAAAUCUCAAAUGGGACUUCUAGUAAAGAUGGUAACCUUGUGGAGAGCUCCAGCGGCAUUGAUGGUACCGAGAUAUUAGCUCUGGUGGAAUGGUUGAAUUAUAUCGUUCCUUAUUUAAGAUUGCCGAAGGAUGCUUCUGAGGAGGAAAUUAGAGGCUGCUUAAUUGAUGGCACUGUUUUAUGCAGAAUCUUAAAUAAGCUGUGUCCUGGUUCAGUUGAAAUGGGAGGGAGUUCAGAGCCUGGUUUUGCAAAUGUCAAAAGGUUUCUGGUGUCUGUGGAGGAGUUGGGAUUCCCUCCAUUUGAGCUUUUGGACCUAGAGCAGGGAUCUUUGGUGCCAGUUAUGCGGUGCCUUAGUGCACUCAAAGCUUCAUUUGAUUUUGGUUUUUGGGGAGAAAACACUAAAAAUGAAACAAAGACAAGAGAGGAGUUGUUGGAGACAGAAUACUUGAGGAAAAUUGAUCGUAAUCAAUCAUUCUCGAGACGUGGACAACAGGCUACUCAAAAUAGAGAAGAGGCACAAGGAAAUUCAUAUGACUCAACUUCUGAUGUGACAAUUCCAGCAGCUCUUCUAGAACAAUUGAAGCAGGGGACUAAUGUUGAUCUCUUUGAUAUCAAGAUUUUGGAAUCAAUCAAAACAACCAGUUUAGAUAAUGCAUCUAGUCGAGCACUUUUCACUGUUGGGAACAAGAUUCUGGAGGACAGCACUGAGAGGAAUAACGGGGAUGUACCUCAACAUCUGGCGUAUCUUUUGAGAAAAGUCCUGCAAGUGAUUGAACAACGGUUUGCAAAUCAAACAGUGAACUUAAGAAUUCAAAACAAUAUGUACAAGUCCCGCGAGGAGAAGUAUCAAAUGAAGAUGAAAGUACUUGAAACUCUUGCAUCAGGGACCAGUGAAGAAAUUCAGGUUGUUCUGAACCAGCUUAAGCAGAUAAAGAUCGAGCAGUUCAAUAUAGAGGAGAAGCAGAAAAUCGAGGAGCAGGAUGUACUGAGAUUAAAGGAAGAGAAGGAUCAGAUGGGUUUGGAGAUUUCCACAUUAAAACAAGAACUGCAAAAAGCUAAAAGCACACAUGAAAGCCACUGCCUGCAGUUAGAGGCAAAUGCAAAAGAAGCUAAGCUUGAAUUGGAAAGGAAGUUGAAAGAACUUGAGUGCAUGCUAACAAGUUCAAAGAAGAAUGAGAAAGAACUGGAGGCAUCUUUAGAAUCUGUAUCAGGGAAAUGGAAACAAAAAGAAGGGUCUUACCAAAGUUUUGUUAAUUAUCAAGUUGGAGCUUUGAAGGAACUAAGUGCUGCUUUGGAAUCUACAAGACGUGAAAUCAUGACCGCAAAACAAAAUUACUCUGGAGAAUUCAAUUGCAUGGGAUCGAAGCUUAAAGGAUUAGCAGAUGCGGCUGAAAAGUACCAUGUAGUUCUGGCUGAGAAUCGAAAGCUGUACAAUGAGGUUCAGGAUUUGAAAGGUAAUAUCAGAGUUUACUGUCGAAUAAGGCCAUUCCUUCCUGGGCAAAGCCAGAAGCAGAGCACCAUAGAGUAUGUUGGUGAAAAUGGUGAUUUGGUGAUUGCAAAUCCCUCAAAACCAAGAAAAGACAGCCGCAAGCUUUUUAAAUUUAAUAAAGUUUUUGGUCCUGCUGCUACACAAGAGGAGGUAUUUGUGGACACCCAACCAUUGAUUCGUUCUGUCCUUGAUGGAUACAGUGUCUGUAUAUUUGCUUAUGGUCAAACUGGUUCAGGGAAGACCUACACAAUGAGUGGGCCCAGUGUAUCAUCAACAGAGGAAUGGGGUGUCAACUAUCGAGCCCUGAAUGACCUUUUCCAAAUAUCUCAGAGCAGGAAAAGCUCUGUAGAAUAUGAAAUUGGUGUUCAAAUGGUUGAGAUAUACAAUGAACAAGUACUUGAUUUACUCUCAAGUGACAGUUCUCGAAAAAGACUUGGGAUCUGGAAUUCUACCCAACCAAAUGGGUUAGCUGUCCCUGAUGCAAGCAUGCAUCUUGUUAACUCAACCGCAGAUGUCCUAGAGUUGAUGCAUAUUGGCUUGGCAAAUAGGUCAGUCGGCGCUACUGCCCUAAAUGAAAGAAGUAGCAGAUCUCACAGUGUUCUGACUGUUCAUGUUCGUGGCGUGGACUUGAAGACCGACACUGCUCUUCGCGGUAGCCUACAUUUAGUGGAUCUUGCUGGCAGUGAACGAGUGGAUCGCUCUGAAGCUACUGGAGAUAGGCUGAGGGAGGCACAACAUAUUAACAAAUCAUUGUCAGCCCUUGGAGAUGUUAUCUUUGCUCUUGCGCAAAAGAAUCCACAUGUUCCAUAUAGAAAUAGCAAAUUAACUCAAGUGCUCCAGAGUUCCUUAGGGGGUCAAGCAAAGACGCUCAUGUUUGUCCAGCUUAAUCCUGAUGCUCAAUCAUUCUCUGAAACUAUAAGUACGCUGAAGUUUGCAGAGAGGGUUUCUGGCGUCGAAUUAGGUGCUGCAAAAAGCAAUAAGGAAGGAAGAUAUGUCAGAGAGCUUAUGGAACAGGUGGCAUCGCUCAAAGAGACGGUUGCCAAGAAAGAUGAGGAGAUUGAUAGACUGAAGAGCAAUAGUAAUGGGGUAUACCGUGGUAUGAGUGCACUAAGAUCUGCGUCUUCCUCUCCGAGAAGAUACUCGAUUGGGAGCCCUCGACAUUCGAUUGGGAGUCCUCGACAGAAAAAAGCCUCAAGCCUAGUUGAUAAAGUGGGUCCUUAUAGGGACAGUUUCUCAGAGGCGGCGGAUGAUAAGCAUUCUGAAGUUGGUUCUCAGCUGUCAAUGGAUGACUUUAGACAUCAUAAGCAAGAUUCACAGACGUCAAAGCUUGGAGGCGAUACAAGUCCAAAUUUUAAUGAAGACUUUGAGCUCUUGGGCUUUGGUGAUGAAGACGCUGGGGAGAGAUUGAGCGACAUAUCUGAUGGUGGUCUAUCAAUGGGAACAGAAACCGAUGGUUCACUAUCCAGUUCUGCCGUGGAGUUUACCCUUUUUCCUGAAGUUACAAAACCAACAGAAAGCAGAACAACUGAAAUUUCAGUAGCCAAGACAACUCAAGCUCAGAAUGCUCUAGGCGAGAAGACACCAUCCCAUCCGAGUGUAAGGUUUGCGCCAAUAUCUAAACUUCCAAAGCCAACACCCAAGUUUGUGGAAACAAAAGUUACUCGUUCAUCACUGGUUAAAAGCUCGUCAAAGGUUUUGCCAAGUCCUAGGAAAUCCAUUGCUGGAAGCAGCACUUCGUCGCUGAAGUCUGGCAAACGAUGGCAUUAAGCAUUUCAGACAGCAAUAGAGUUUGUUACAUAAUUGGCAUUGUUGUUAGAAACUCACUGUAUUGUACUGUGUUCAUAAUUGUGCUGUGCUUCCUUCUAGGCUCUGUUGGUAGUUUCUAGUUGUCUUUAUACUGAAAUGACAAGUGGAGACUUCAAACAUCAAAACCACCUUGUAAUAUAUGUACUAUUAUCAUAGUACAACUUCUAGGUUUCAGAUCUCUCUCUUC